CUGGUGUCUCACGUCUCACACCAACGGCAGAGUCAGAGAAAGAGACAGAGGGUUACCGGAGAUGGCUCCCAACAACGGCAGUGCCACAGCCGAGGGGCAGGCACAAAGCCUCCCACCUCCGUUAUCAGAAACUGGCUACGAUGAUGAAGACGAUCUGCGGUGUUGCGUGUGCGGCUACGACAUGCCGUUCGACGAUAACGACAUCGUGGCCUGCAGCGGCUGCCCGGUGGUCGUACACCAAAACUGCUACGGCAUCACCGUCCUGAACAAGAACGGCGACUGGGCGUGUUCGCACGACCUUCCGCCCACCACGGCCCUGCAGUGCGAGCUGUGCCCUUUCAAAGGCGUGUCUGCUCUGGCCUUAACCUCCGACGGGAAGUGGGUGCACGGCCACUGCAGCUCUUGGCUGCUCAAGAUGGAUCCGGACCAGCACGAGAACAUGGACAUGUCCGUCAUCCCGGUGCCCGAGAAGUGCGAUACGUGCAACCCGCACACGUGCUCGAACUGCAUCAUCUGCAACAAACCGAACAAGGUGCAGCGAUGCCUGGCGGACGGGUGCAGGAACCACUUCCACCCAUGGUGCAUGUCUCACCACUCGGGACUGCCGGAGAAGCUAGUGUACUGGGGGCACGUCAUGCUCAACUCGGACAGGGAAUCCCUGAUCCCGUACCACUACUGCUACGCGCACAAGCACAAAGUUCCGGACGUCUCGAGUCCUGAGGUGCACUGGCACCUUCCCAGCAACCAGAUCACCAGGAACCGCCGAGCGACGGAGAUGACGGAGGAAAUGCUACGGCUGGGAGACAUUGCCAAGGCUAGGAAAACCCUUGACCAGCCGGCGGCGACUGAGUCAGGGCCCGCCGGAGACGAAAUGAACGCCGAAGUUGUCAGGAUGUGCAACAUCGCCAUGUCCAAUGCUGCGGGGCUCCGUGUAUCGAGGGCUCUUCACCCCUCCAUGGCCGUCGCGGCCAUCGUAGCAAAGAGGAUCGCUAGGGGGCAGAAAGGCCGGGAUCAAAGGGUGCAGGUAGCCGAAGAGCUAGCGCUGUCCCUGGCCGAGAUGCAGUUCGUGUGCGCUUACUGGCUGCUCUACCUCGUUCCGCAUACCCAGAAGUGGCCUGCCAACGUCGAGAGACACGCUCGAGAGGUUCAGGCCCACCUCAGCGCCCUCCGAUCUCUCUGCCGGGGUUUGCUAGAGAGGGUCAGGAUCGGUCCGGAUCCCUUAGAGGGGGCGGGGGCCGGAGGGGACUGGAAGCAGAUCAGGACCGAGAAUCGGCUGAGGGGGUUGAGGGGGAGGGACGAGAUUAUCGCCAGGGAAGAGCGCUGCGUGAUGUGCAUGGUUCAUACCCAGCCUAACGGCGAGGACGGCAAGGAGUAUCUGCCGAUGGUGUGCAAGGGCUGUGGGAUGAAGAGGCACGGCGGGUGCCAGUGGAUGUGUGUCCGGAGCUCGGUGUGCGGCCUGUGCGAGCAGUCGGACGUGCUCAGGGAGUUUGUCAGCAACAACGACAUGGCCGCGUGUGGAUAG
Messenger RNA from Ectocarpus sp. CCAP 1310/34, 1522 nucleotides. The record is from the annotation of a GenBank genome assembly. Lineage: Eukaryota; Phaeophyceae; Ectocarpales; Ectocarpaceae.